GAGCAGGAGUACGUUUCGGAAAGCUAUCUGCGGCGGAUUAAGGCCGAAAUCAGAAAGACAAAUAAACCCAUCAUGGAGAAAAAGCGCCGGGCACGGAUCAACCAUUACCUCAACGAUCUCAAGGGACUACUGUUGGACGCGAUGAAGAAGGAUCCCGUGCGUCACUCGAAGCUGGAGAAGGCGGACAUCCUCGACCUGACGGUGAAGCAUCUGCAGGACCUCGAACGGCGCCGGUUCGCCGUGGCGAUGGCGGUGGACCCGUCGGUGCCGGAAAAGUUCGCCACCGGCUACCGGGAGUGUAUCGACGAGAUAUCGAAGUACUUCGAUUCGCUCGGUCCAGCCCUUGACGACGGCUUGAAGGGUCGGGUCCGGAAGCACCUGGAAAGCUGCCUUAGCUUCCCACCGAAGCUACCCGCCGGGUCGUUGGGCCGCUUGCCAGGAUUGGCCGGGGUGCCGCUGAACUCCCCGGACGACAUCAACAACAACCACGCGCUGCUAAACCGGACGCUUGCCAACAAUCUGUCGCUGCUGUCGUUCCCGGGCGCCGGUCUCGGCUUCGGUCCCGCAUCGGUCCCGCCGGGGAUUGACCUCGGCCCGUUCAAUCCGUUCCCAUUCUUCAGCCCUUUCCAGCGACCGGCGGGCCACCAGAUACCGUUUCCCGGUUACACCCGAGAACCGGGCCAGGAGAAGCGGGAUCUACGAAGCGACACGAAACCCUCCCUCAACCUCGUUCCCAGCCCCCCGGUCAGUCCGUCAGACGGGGCGGACGGAGACAGCACGUCGACGACGACCGACUUCGACGUAAGCCUCCGGACGCCCGUGGCGAAGGGGGCGACAGCUGGCGGCGCCCAUCACAUGGAACAGUUAUUGGCCAUCUUCCCGACACCUCCGUCGCCCGAAGAUCGGUCUGCGGGCGAGCGGUUCGGAAAGUUGGAUCAUCACGGCGAGAGUUCACCGUUCGUGCCGACGGGGGCUGCCGCCGCCUCCGCUGGACUUCGACCAUCGAAGAUGAACGUGGAUGCCCUGGAGGAAUCGGUUCGGGAAGCCGGAAGCGAAAGUGAGUCGGAUGACAGUCUCGACGACCAAGGUCAGCAGCAACCAGGAAGCGACCCUGACGGUGGUGCCGGAGGAGCAGGAGGAGGAGAAAUGUGGAGACCUUGGUAG
Messenger RNA from Anopheles cruzii, 1164 nucleotides. RefSeq names its product transcription factor HES-4-B-like. The coding region runs from base 73 to 1164 and encodes 363 amino acids. The record is from RefSeq and is a predicted model, not a curated record. Gene Ontology annotation, biological process: regulation of transcription by RNA polymerase II; anterior/posterior pattern specification; regulation of neurogenesis. Gene Ontology annotation, cellular component: nucleus. The transcript has 3 exons. NCBI's taxonomy places the organism in Eukaryota, Metazoa, Arthropoda, Insecta, Diptera, Culicidae. Gene Ontology annotation, molecular function: protein dimerization activity; RNA polymerase II cis-regulatory region sequence-specific DNA binding; DNA-binding transcription factor activity, RNA polymerase II-specific.